GGUUAUUGUUUAUCGAUGUCUGAAAAGAAAGACGUCACCAGCUUGCUCCAGUCCAUUGAAGACGACUACAGACACGAUCUUGCGAUCCACUUGUACUCCACGUACUUGCUCCACCUCAAGGACCCGUUUUUUCCCAGGCGCGGAUGGAGUGGCUGGCCCUUGACAUACACCGAUGUUCCAGAUCCCAAGUCCACAGAGAUCUACAUUAACGAGGCAAACCCAUUCAAUGAUGCUCUUGAGAGGCCAUCUGCGAGCCAGUCUAUGCGCGCCUCCCUUGAGCCCUCUCUUCCUGAAACCACGCCGGACGACGACGUAAUGUAUCGCUAUUACAGAAACAAGAAAAUGUAUCUCCAGGAGGAGCUCACAGAUCCACAGGAGGACCUUAGACUUGAGCUUCGGGCGCUCUUGGCGCGAAAACUCAACGAAAAAGCGAACAACGUGAUCAACCAAAGAAAAAAGGCGGUCGCGAUGUACAAACCGAAACCCGGCGAGCCUCCCCUCAAGCAGGCCGUCACUCGGGACUUGUUCUUGCACCAGUAUCCGAAGCUAGCAUUGCAGCGGAUCAUAGACUUUCCAGAGGAGGCUGGGACAGAUGGUAUACCACGUGAGUUGGUGGAUCGUUUACAGGGGAAGAUCGACGGGUUAGUGAAGAGCUUGCUUGACGUGCGAUCGUUUGCGCUGAACGCGAUAAAUGAGGACACCAAAACGAAGAUUGAUGGUUCUUCCCAGACCUAUCGGCUCAUGGACUGGAAGGAUGUGAUGAUGCAGACGCCGCAGGCACAAGCGAUAGACCGGUGUUGCCGACUCUUUGACGACCGAAAGCAAGCGGCGAAGGUGGAGUAUGAAGGAAGUGGGAGCGAGGAGGAGCCCCUGCCAAACUACACGGAUGAAUACGCUGCAAAAAUUCGCAAGCGGGUGGCCAAGGACGCAAAGGUGAGACAGUACAAGUUGGAGAUGUUGUUGCGAAAACAAGAUUUACUCGAGCAGAAGAAGAUGUUGGUGGGCAAGGCCAUGGGUAGCUACGCCCCGACCACCACCCAGGAGGUCUUACAGGCCAAGGAUUAUGUGUAUACUAUUGGGAAGAAGUAGAAAAAUCAUUAAAACGGUAAAUUUUAUUUUGGAGAAAUAGCAGCCGGAACUUAGGGUAUAAAAAGAGCGUCAAUAGUGGUCACUUGGCUAAGAUGAUACGUAUACUAGCUGAAAAUAUAGC
Molecule: messenger RNA, 1210 nt
Organism: Babjeviella inositovora NRRL Y-12698
Lineage: Eukaryota; Fungi; Ascomycota; Pichiomycetes; Serinales
Exons: 1
Coding region: 16-1089 (357 amino acids)
Source: RefSeq, a predicted model, not a curated record